Messenger RNA from Paramuricea clavata, 1131 nucleotides. The record is from the annotation of a GenBank genome assembly. NCBI's taxonomy places the organism in Eukaryota, Metazoa, Cnidaria, Anthozoa, Malacalcyonacea, Plexauridae.
AUGAAUAUAAGCGGAAUAUUUACGGCGAAGAAAGCUACAGGAGGUUCAGAAUUUCUGAACCCUGAAAAUCUGAAAUCAAUGAAUAUAGGCCUAAGCGGAAUAUUUACAGCGAAGAAAGCUACAAGGGGUUCAGAAUUUCUGAACCCUGAAAAUCUGAAAUCGAUGAAUAUAAGCGGAAUAUUUACAGCGAAAAAAGCUACAAGGGGUUCAAAAUUUCUGAACUCUGAAAAUCUGAAAUCAAUGAAUAAGUUGAAUAUAAGCGGAAUAUUUACAGCGAAGGAAGCUACAAGGGGUUCAGAAUUUCUGAACCCUGAAAGUCUGAAAUCAAUGAAUAUAAGCAGAAUAUUAACAGCGAAGAAAGCUACAAGAGGUUCAGAAUUUCUGAACCCUGAAAAUCUGAAAUCCAUGAAUAUAAGCGGAAUAUUUACAGCGAAGAAAGCUACAAGAGGUUCAGAAUUUCUGAACCCUGAAAAUCUGAAAUCAAUGAAUAUAAGCGGGAUAUUUACAGCGAAGAAAGCUACAAGGGGUUCAGAAUAUCUGAACCCUGAAAAUCUGAAAUCAAUGAAUAUAAGCAGAAUAUUUACAGCGAAGAAAGCUACAAGAGGUUCAGAAUUUCUGAACCCUGAAAAUCUGAAAUCAAUGAAUAUAAGCGGAAUAUUUACAGCGAAGAAAGCUACAAGAGGUUCAGAAUUUCUGAAUCCUGAAAAUCUGAAAUCAAUGAAUAUAAGCGGAAUAUUUACAGCGAACAAAGCUACAAGAGGUUCAGAAUUUCUGAACACUGAAAAUCUGAAAUCAAUGAAUAUAAGCGGAAUAUUUACAGCGAAGAAAGCUACAAGGGGUUCAGAAUUUCUGAACCCUGAAAAUCUGAAAUCGAUGAAUAUAAGCGGAAUAUUUACAGCGAAAAAAGCUACAAGGGGUUCAGAAUUUCUGAACUCUGAAAAUCUGAAAUCAAUGAAUAUAAGCGGAAUAUUUACAGCGAAGAAAGCUACAAGAGGUUCAGAAUUUCUGAACCCUGAAAAUCUGAAAUCAAUGAAUAUAAGCGGAAUAUUUACGGCGAAGAAAGCUAGAGGAGGUUCAGAAUUUCUGAACCUUGAAAUCAAUGAAUAUCAGCGGAAUAUUUACAGCGAAUAA